UAUUUUUGACGUCAUUUUCGGCUGCGACGCAAAAAUUCAUUUCGGAAAGCUUUCGGUAAAGGAAGUAACGUUAGCUGGCUAAUACAACGGGCAAGAAUUAGCCACCGAUCAACAAGUAACGGAGGAUGAACCUGGAUCCUGGCUGGCUGCUGCUCCUAUCCAUGUCUCUGGAGGUUUGGUCAGUGCCCCUCGACCGCAAUGUAACCCCCCAGGAAGCACAGCCUCCCCAGGAGGACAAACAGGAGGAUAAUGUGGACACAGGCCUAUACUAUGACCGGUAUCUGAGAGAGGUGAUUGAGGUGUUGGAGACAGAUCCCCACUUCAGAGAGAAACUCCAGACUGCCAACACAGAGGACAUCAAGAAUGGUCGUCUCAGUAAGGAGCUGGACCUUGUGGGGCACCAUGUUAGAACUCGUCUGGAUGAGCUGAAGAGACAGGAGGUGUCUCGCCUCAGGAUGCUGCUCAAAGCCAAACUGGACAGCACCAACACACAGAGUUUACAGAUGGACCAUGCCUCUCUGUUGAAGCAGUUUGAACACCUGGAUCCACACAAUCAGAACACCUUUGAGGCCAAAGACCUUGAGCUGCUCAUCUCAACGGCCACUAAAGACCUAGAGAACUACGAUGCAGAGAGACAUGAUGAGUUCAAACGCUAUGAGAUGCUGAAGGAGCACGAGAGACGGGAGUACCUCAAGGGUCUAGACCAGGAGAAGAGAGAGAAGGAGGAGAAGAGGAUGGAGGAGCUGAAGGAUAAACACCGCAAGCACCCCAAGGUCAAUGCUCCGGGCAGUGUAGCUCAACUGCGUGAGGUAUGGGAGGAGACGGAUGGACUGGACCCAACAGAGUUUAACCCAAAGACCUUCUUCAAACUGCAUGAUGCAAAUGGAGAUGGUGUUUUAGAUGAGCAGGAACUAGAGGCCCUCUUUGCCAAAGAGCUGGAGAAGGUCUACAACCCAAAGAAUGAGGAGGAUGAUAUGAUGGAGAUGGAGGAAGAGAGGCUGAGGAUGAGGGAGCAUGUCAUGAAGAAUGUGGACAUCAAUCAAGAUCGACUCGUCAGCCUGGAAGAGUUCCUUAAAUCAACAGACAAGAAAGAGUUCAACAACCCUAAAGAAUGGGAUACUUUAGAUGACACCAAGCCGGUGUUCACAGAGGCUGAGCUCCAGCGGUUUGAGGCGGAGCUGCGGACCAAGGAGGAGGAGCUGGGUAGGAGGGCGGAGUCUCUUCGUCAGGAGCAGGAUCUGCUGAAGGAGAGGGGCAAGGCCCUGGAGGCCCAGAGACGAGAGUACCAACAGGCAGUGCUAGAGAUGUCUCAGAGGAAGGAGAAACAGGCAGUGGAGGGGCAGCCUCCUACGGGUCCUAACGGAGAACUACAGUUCCACCAAGAGAUGCAGAAACUGGAAGAUCAAGGUGCUAAAGCUCCUGUUGAACAAGAAGUCCAAGAGGCCCAGAAUAACCUGCCUGUAGAACCACCACAGAACCUGCCCAUACACACCUAAUGCAGCACCCUGAUACACAUAGGGUUGCAAUGGGAGGGUAUAUUACUGGACACUUUCUAAGUUUACCAGUAAACUACCAGAAUUUGUGUAACUUUCAAGGAAUAUAUGGAAUUUUAUCAGAUGACAUCUAGUGUCUUUUUUUUGGUACUUCAGAUUAUCACAGGUGUUUGUGAGCAUGGUUACAUGCACACCAUAAUUUGAUUUUGUUUAAAACAUUUACAUGCUUUGCAAGAAGAACGAUUUCCCUAACAAUCCUGUUUACGUCUGAAAUCAGGCUACUGAUGGGACUGCAGAUAAAUUCCAAAAAUCAGCAAUCUAAAAAAUAUGUUCGACCACAGUGGCCAAACUGUUUUGCAAAACCUUUUUGAUUCUGAGUUGGGACAUAUAAAGUUUGUAUGUGAAAACAAUUUCUAAUAUGCAUACUUUGUUUUUCCAAAUUCACGCAUAAGAGGGAGUCUUGUGCUUACUUAGAUUUUGACCGUACGCAGAUUUAAGAUAAGCAAAGUAAGGUGUUCACAUGACUAUUUCCAUACUUGGCCUACUGCCAUAAUCAGUUUAAUAUCGAAUUAUUAGUGUGCAUGUAAACAUACUCAUGAAUUAUCUCUGGCCCUCUGUGUGGCCUUAUCAGAUGUAAAAUAUAUACAAUAAUUAAAUGAGAUGACAAAGGUGUAAAACAUCCUAAAUAUAAACCAUCAACGUAGUGAAUGUCAUUGGUGUUUUAAUAUGAGGGUUUCAGAAUAAAAUAGCCUUUGUAUCUUACAGACUUGUUUAUUUUACUAUGUCAAUAUGUCUUUGUUGUAAAUAUUUAGGGGUCAAACUGGUGGCAGUUGUGAAAAAAUACAAUAGUUUGAAAAGUUUGAGAAGUGAAUUGAAAAAAAUGCAAUUGUUGAUUAGAUGCUUUUCCAAAGUUAUUUAGGUUAUUUUUCUCUUGAACCAUAUAGUCUAUCCACUAGAAACUCAUGGACAUUAUGGUCACAGAUAUAAAAAAUGUUAUACUAUAUAUGAAUAACAUUUUUUUAGUUCAAGUAUAAAUCACCAAAGUUACCAUAGAUUACCUGUUAUUUACCAAAAUUACGGAGGAUUCCAGUAACUUUGGUAAAAUAGUGGUAGCUGUGCAACCCUAGAUACAUACACGCUCUCGCAGGAACUCAUCUCUUUCACUGACACACAUAUCCAGAUGGGUACAGCAGAUGACAUCAUACAGCACAAACACACAACCCCAGUCAGUCAAGCACAUCGUAUCGUCCCCUGGCACAGUCCCGGUGUUUACCUAUCUCUGUGGUUUACAUUUGAUCUCAAUAAAUUAUUCAACUCACUGGA
Molecule: messenger RNA, 2816 nt
Organism: Salvelinus namaycush (lake trout)
Lineage: Eukaryota; Metazoa; Chordata; Actinopteri; Salmoniformes; Salmonidae
Product: nucleobindin-2-like
Exons: 13
Coding region: 126-1496 (456 amino acids)
Cellular component (GO): endoplasmic reticulum-Golgi intermediate compartment; extracellular exosome
Molecular function (GO): calcium ion binding
Source: RefSeq, a predicted model, not a curated record